Cajanus cajan (pigeon pea) is the source of this 1957-nucleotide messenger RNA. Its product is annotated as carboxyl-terminal peptidase (DUF239). The record is from RefSeq and is a predicted model, not a curated record. NCBI's taxonomy places the organism in Eukaryota, Viridiplantae, Streptophyta, Magnoliopsida, Fabales, Fabaceae.
GCACAUUGAAGAAGUGCAAUAAAAGGGGGAUUGGUUUUCCAGUUGGGUAGGUCUGAGUUUUCAUUAAGUUUCAAAUUUGAAGGCACAACCACACCUUUCUCCUCUCUCUCCUUCAACGUUUGUGCACUCACAAAUAUUUGAGAUGAUCAUGCACCAUUAACUAUACAUGAUGAAUGAAAUGCAAGCAAUCAUGAUAUUGAUGCUGAAAGUCCAAGAGGGUCUCUGAGCAGCACCUUAAUUAACCCCACCCACCACCCUUCCCUCAUCAUUAAUACCAUGAUAUCAAUACUAGCAGAGAGAGAUAUCAGACAAAUAAUGGGCACUGUUGGUGUUGGGGGUUCAUCUUCUUCUUCUCCUCCUCCUCCUCCUAGUCGUCAUCAUCAUCAUCUUUUCCUUUUGGCUUUCUUCCUUUCCCUCCUUCUACAAACGGUUCCGGUUCAAUCCAGCACCUUAAAUUACACAAGGUAUAGGAAAGUCAGCACCUUGAGACUCCAAAGGAUCCAGACUCACUUGGACAACAUUAACAAGCCCCCUGUCCUCACUAUACAGAGUCCAGAUGGUGAUCUGAUAGAUUGUGUCCAGAAAAGAAAGCAACCGGCUUUGGAUCACCCACUUUUAAAGAAUCACAAGAUCCAGAAGGUGCCAACAAAGAUGCCAAAGGGCAUGAAUGUGAAGAGAGAAGAGAGAGUGAGUGCAUGGCAAAUGUGGCACAAAAAUGGAACAAGGUGUCCAAAGGGAACGGUUCCGAUACGGCGGAGCACAGUGCAUGACGUGUUGAGAGCAAAGUCUUUGUUUGACUUUGGGAAAAAACAACGCCGCUUUCCUCUCACGCGCCGCCGCGACGCCCCCGAUGUAGUCAGCGGCAACGGCCAUGAGCAUGCUAUCGCAUACACUGGAUCAUCACAGGAGGUGUACGGUGCAAAGGCAACAAUAAAUGUGUGGGAACCUUCGAUUCAAGUGGUCAACGAAUUCAGUCUCUCUCAAAUUUGGAUCCUUUCAGGCUCCUUCGAUGGCUCAGAUCUCAAUAGCAUUGAAGCUGGAUGGCAGGUCAGUCCGGAGCUUUAUGGUGACAGCAGACCCAGAUUAUUCACUUACUGGACGAGUGACUCAUAUCAAGCAACCGGAUGCUACAACCUUCUUUGUGCGGGUUUUGUGCAAACAAAUAGCAGGAUAGCUAUUGGAGCUGCCAUUUCCCCCAUCUCAUCUUAUGAUGCCAAUCAAUAUGACAUCACCAUCCUCAUUUGGAAGGAUCCGAAAGUAGGGAAUUGGUGGAUGAGUUUUGGUGAUGGCACAUUGGUAGGGUAUUGGCCAGAAGAGUUGUUCACACACUUAGCCACCCGUGCGACGAUGGUGGAAUGGGGUGGCGAAGUGGUAAACACACGUGGCAACGGCCAACACACAUCGACCCAAAUGGGAUCUGGCCACUUCGCCGAGGAUGGAUUUGGAAAAGCAAGCUAUUUUCGUAACCUUGAAAUCGUAGACACCGACAAUAGUCUAAGCUCGGUGCGCAAUAUCUUAACCCUAGCUGAGAACACCAAUUGUUAUGACAUCAAGAGCUCCUAUAGUAACGAAUGGGGCACAUACUUCUACUAUGGUGGGCCAGGCCAUAAUCCUCAAUGCCCAUGAUCAUAUCAUAUUUUUAUUCUUCUUCAUCAUGACGUACCUAUCUUUGCGUUCUAGCUCUUUACAUGGUACUAUUGUUUUGAGUUAGUUAACGUCUAAGUCUUGUUGCAUUCUUUGCUUGUACGUAAAUAUAGAAUUAUUGUUGUUGAGCCAUUUCCGUUCUUGUUUCUGCCACCUUUUUGUUUUGUUUCCUUUCGAAGGGAAGGAAAAUGUGUGUUGUAGCCAAUAAGCAAUUAAGGAACUUCGGGACACAUGUACAUGGAUGCAUAAACACGAUUGGAAAUGGUUAUUGAACGACUAUCAUCGUUAAUGUCAUGCACUCGAUCAUGCUUAA